Molecule: messenger RNA, 1904 nt
Organism: Mizuhopecten yessoensis (Yesso scallop)
Lineage: Eukaryota; Metazoa; Mollusca; Bivalvia; Pectinida; Pectinidae
Product: stromelysin-1-like
Exons: 11
Coding region: 72-1640 (522 amino acids)
Biological process (GO): extracellular matrix organization; collagen catabolic process; proteolysis
Cellular component (GO): extracellular matrix
Molecular function (GO): zinc ion binding; metalloendopeptidase activity
Source: RefSeq, a predicted model, not a curated record
AGCAGCUAGUUGUUUCCGGUUGUCUGUGUGUAUCGUUCAUACAGAGUCUCCCUUCUACCAUAACCAUAAUAAUGGAAUGUAAAAACGUGUUCCAUUUUUUAUUGUUGCUGAUAUAUAUUUAUGGCAUCUGUGAUGGAAUGACAGAUAUCGACAGGGAUGAAUAUUGCCGAAUGUAUGGCUAUACUCAGGACAGAAUGCCGGGAACUGGUAUUCCUGCUACACCCGAAAUCAGGAAAUUAUGCCUACAGCGUUUUCAAAACUUUAACUCCCUGGAAGUCUCUGGUACCGCAGAUACAAACACAAUUGCUCUGAUGAAAAAACCAAGAUGUGGCUGUAACGAUCUCGUAAUGCCGGAGAAAAAAAUUAUGAUGAGAACCAGGAGAGAUUUGAAACAGUUUAAGCCUGUAGAAUUCAAUCAAGGACCAGGAAAAUGGGGAAAGACACGGCUAUCGUAUACUUUUCUCAGAGGAACUGGAUUUACUAAUCAACUGGACCAGUCGAGAACGAGGACGGAAAUCGCACGUGCAUUCAAAGUGUGGACAGAUGUAUCAUCGUUAGAAGUAAGUUAUACCGAUGAUGAAAGCAGAGCAGACAUUAUAAUAUCAUUUGAAAGGCGUGAUCAUGGAGAUGGAUCGUCAUUUGAUGGCAACGGAUUGGUAUUAGCACAUGCCUUUUAUCCAGAACACGGUAUAGCUCAUUUCGAUGAUGAUGAACGCUGGGUCAUAAACAACACAGGGGUUGACUUAUUUACUGUAGCAGCCCAUGAGUUCGGACACUCCUUAGGGCUCGCACAUUCGUCAAACGGGGAUGCUUUGAUGGCGCCUUACUAUGCGGGCUAUAAGGCAAAUUACCAACUGCACUGGGAUGAUAUUCGGGGUAUACAGUCUCUGUAUGGUAGUCCAUCAAAUACUCCCGACCCACCAUUGACUACGCUCCCACCUCCCACUCGGCCACCACGCCCAACGCAAAGACCACGCCCAACGCAAACACCAACCCAGACUCGAGGACCACCUAUCACAACCCCGCCUCCACCAACGACCCCGGAUAUAUGUAGAUUCGAAUUCAAAGGUGUCAUGAAGGAUGACAACGGGGAUAUCCUGGCGUUUAACUCCAAAGGAGACGUAAUCCGGAUGACGUUAAACGAUGGAUUCAUCGAACAAGUCAAAUCUUCCGAUAUUUUCCCAGAGGCACCUGAAAAUUUUGAUGACGUCAUCAAUGUUCCAUCUGCUGGCACAGUAUUUUUCAGAAGGGCGCUAAACUGGAAGUAUCAAAUAAAACCAGGAACUGUUUCGGAACGGGACCUAACAGUUCGUGCCUAUAUACCAGGAGCACGGAGACACCUUCGUGAAAAAAUAAAAGCCGUGUUCGCUACAAGUCAAAAUCGAGUUUAUAUCAUUGGGACUUACUUUGUGCAGGAGUUUAGCGCACAAACAAUGGAGAUUGUGCCAGGAACGUACGGUUAUGUUAGCUCUAAAUUUCCAGGAGUACCACAGGGCCUUGAUGCUGCUUUGGCCAUCAGCUCUCGAGAAAUUUAUUUUUUCAAAGGCUCGGAGUUUUGGCGGUUUGAUUUAGGUUCUCGGCGUUUAUUAGAAACAAGAAGGAAAAUCGCACCACGCUUUAUAGGAAGAUACUGCAAUUGAUGUUGACAAUGUUAUCGCUUAAAAUCUGGUAGAAUGUUCCAGCGCACCUUGUUGUUACCAAGUUCCAACUCAUUCAGCAAUGUCCUUACUAGAAAAGAGUACUAUGAGGGAAAUCUAUGUAAUAUGAUUUUUCAUGUUUAUUUAUAUACAUUUUGUAAUUUAUUUACUUGCCUCGGCUUUGAGUAAUCUUUCCCGGGUUCCACCACUGCACUACUAGUCAUGAUAUAAAAAGGGAUAUUUCAAAAUGUUUAGACUCUCAACAUG